AUGCCCCCUUUAGGCGGCGGCGGCUUCUUCCCCGUCAUCCCCGGCACGACCAUCUACGGCCCCGUCCGACCUCCACGCAGACCGACACAUCCCAUCUCAGCAAGAGAUAGAGAUAUCCCCCUGCCAGAGACGUGGCCUUAUCCGCCAUCCUCACGCCAGAGGCCGCUCAACUUCCCGGCCCCACCUCUGGGGAGGACGCACCAUAGACAGACCAUCAAGUUCACGCCGUGGAUUCUGAACCUGUCGUCCCGGGCGCAUAAGUGCGUGGAUCGGAAUCUUUUCAGGGAGCCAAGGCCAGGAGCCGCAGGAAGCGGAGGUUCUGGCACCGUCGUCCUGCCCAUCCUGCCUGGUCCGAAGCGGAGGUGCCCCUUCUUUGAUGUGACUGUCAUGACGCUGUCCAACGUCGAGUAUACGCCGCAGGCGGAGUACUCGGAGUUGAGCUGGCCUUUGCUCCAGCAGCAGGGGUUUACCCGCCAUGUGCUUCACAAUGACCACACCCACGACGUGACGUACAGGACGGGUCGCGCGAACGCGCGACAAUACCGUGAUGGAGCGGACAUAGAGGAUGUCAUGACAUUAGUAUUGAGGCCAGGAUCGGGGCCGGGGUCUCGACGUGGAGUAGUCCCACGCCCAGGACGUAACAUUCAUGGCGGCCCUCGUUUUCGUACGGAGAGGCACGCGCCCUCGGAGCGAUGCGGUCGUCUCGACAAGGAGGACAGCGUGAUUCGCCAUGUUGCUUUGCCUGGCGUGGAUCUGCUGUGGUGCGGGUACGAUUCGUUCAUGAACCCCGGGGUGAUUUCCGUGCAAAUGACUGGGGUGGCGAUGGUGGAUUUACGGGCCUGGAGUUGGGGCGUGGAAGCUGGGAUUGUAGGUAGGGGCGCUGGGUUUCGGGGUGAUCCGAGCGGCGGGAUGGGGGUGGUCGUUGGGUGGGUAGCGCGGUAUGCUGGUGAAGGACCACAUGAGGAGCCGGAGCAUGGAGAUGCGGAGGAUUUGUUCCGCAGGAUCGUGCAGGGGGGAUUGCUCGCGGGGGAGGAUCUGGUUAGGGAGAUGGGCGUGGAUGAGGGAGGGAGGACCGCAGUGAGCGAGAGAGGAAGUCAGAGGGGAACAGGGAGGGUGAGAGAAGCGGGAAGACAAAGACUGAGGUGA
Cladophialophora yegresii CBS 114405 is the source of this 1146-nucleotide messenger RNA. RefSeq lists its product as uncharacterized. The record is from RefSeq and is a predicted model, not a curated record. The transcript has a single exon. The coding region runs from base 1 to 1146 and encodes 381 amino acids. Lineage: Eukaryota; Fungi; Ascomycota; Eurotiomycetes; Chaetothyriales; Herpotrichiellaceae.